Metarhizium album ARSEF 1941 is the source of this 1446-nucleotide messenger RNA. Its product is annotated as Major facilitator superfamily domain, general substrate transporter. Gene Ontology annotation, molecular function: transmembrane transporter activity. The record is from RefSeq and is a predicted model, not a curated record. Lineage: Eukaryota; Fungi; Ascomycota; Sordariomycetes; Hypocreales; Clavicipitaceae. Gene Ontology annotation, cellular component: membrane. The transcript has 4 exons. Gene Ontology annotation, biological process: transmembrane transport. Bases 1 to 1446 code for a protein of 481 amino acids.
AUGCUCGAGGCAAAGCCAGAUUCGGAGACGGCCAAGGAGCCUUUGGGUGAUCAAGAGGUUCCUCGGUCGCCUCCCCUCGCCGCCGUCGAGGCCAGAGUCAGACGAAAACUCGAUACACACGUGCUACUCCUCCUAUGGAUAUUGUUCUUGCUAGCCUUCUUGGAUCGAUCAAAUAUCGGCAACGCUCGCAUUGCCGGCCUGGAAACAGACCUGGACUUGAGCGGCGACCAGUAUGAAUGGCUUCUCACCAUCUUCUACAUCGCCUACAUCCUCUUUGAGCCGCUCAUCAUCGCCUUCAAGGUUUUGCCGGCCCGCAUCUGGAUUGCAAUUCUCGUUCUCGGCUGGGGCAUUGCAGCCACGGCCCAAUCUGCCACUCAAUCUUGGGGUGGGAUGAUGGCAUGUCGCUUCUUCAUGGCCGCGUUCGAAGCUGGAUAUGGCCCCGGUGCCAUCUAUCUGCUGUCAUUCUUUUACCUGCGCAACGAACUUGGCCUUCGCAUAGGCAUCUUCUUCGCCAGCGCCCCGUUGGCGACGUGUUUUGCGGGCGCCCUGGCUUAUGGCAUCACGUCGGGCCAUUCCAAGAUUGCCAAUUGGCGCCUUUUGUUUCUUGUUGAAGGCGCACCCGUCUUGGUCAUGGCGGCUGUGGCGUAUUUUGCCAUGCCAAACAGCGCUCAUCAAGCGUGGUUCUUGGACGAGCACGAAAGGGACGUUGCCUUGGCGCGUCAAGUCAAGCAAGUGGGAAAAGGGACACGAGUCGGCUCCUUGAAGUGGCGGGAAACGCUCUCCAUUUUGCUCGACGUCAAAGCAUGGCUGACGGCUCUCAUGUAUUUCUCGUGCAAUGUUUCCUACUCAUCGCUUCCGGUUUUCCUACCCACCAUUUUAAAAGACAUGGGUUUCUCUGGCUUGACCGCGCAGGGCCUCUCUGCGCCGCCCUAUUUCGCCUCUUUUCUCGUGACAAUCGCGACGACUUAUCUCGCGGAUCGUACUCAGCAACGAGGGCUCAUGGUCAUGGCCAUGGCGGCACUUGGCGGCGCAGGCUACGUCAUGCUCGCGGCGGCAUCUACAACUGCGGUUCGAUAUGCCGGUGCCUACCUCGCUGCAGCAGGCGUAUUCCCAACUAUAGCCAACAUUCUCCCGUGGGUCGUCAAUAAUCAAGGCAGCGACGAGCGAAGGGGAGCUGGUGUGGUCAUCAUCAACCUCGUCGGACAGUGCGGGCCUCUCCUAGGCACCAGAGUAUAUCCUCAGGAUGAGCGACCACACUACGUCCGGGGUCACGGUAUAUGCGCCGCAUUCAUGUUCUUUGUUGCUUUGCUUGCCUGUAUUCUCAGGAUACUUUUGCUUUGCGAGAACAAGCGGCUGGCUGAAAAGCACGGGGAUAAUGUCGUCGCCAACGAUGCCAACGAACAAGGUGUUGAGAAUUACGGACCUAAUUUCAGGUAUGUUCUUUAG